CUUGAAGAAACAGCUUUAAAUGAAAUUGAUCAACUUAUCAGAAGUUUGGAUGAACCAAUUAAUAAUUCAAUUCCUAUCUUAGAAGAAGAAUUAAACGAACAAAAUCCACUUGAAAAACUUAAUGAUAUUUUGGAAAAACUUCCUACUCAUGCCAA
Molecule: messenger RNA, 155 nt
Organism: Cetraspora pellucida
Lineage: Eukaryota; Fungi; Glomeromycota; Glomeromycetes; Diversisporales; Gigasporaceae
Source: the annotation of a GenBank genome assembly